Debaryomyces hansenii CBS767 is the source of this 1350-nucleotide messenger RNA. Its product is annotated as dihydrofolate synthase. The record is from RefSeq and is a predicted model, not a curated record. Gene Ontology annotation, biological process: folic acid-containing compound biosynthetic process. Lineage: Eukaryota; Fungi; Ascomycota; Pichiomycetes; Serinales; Debaryomycetaceae. The coding region runs from base 1 to 1350 and encodes 449 amino acids. Gene Ontology annotation, cellular component: mitochondrion; cytosol; cytoplasm. The transcript has a single exon. Gene Ontology annotation, molecular function: ATP binding; dihydrofolate synthase activity; tetrahydrofolylpolyglutamate synthase activity.
AUGCCAAUUGAUCUAGGACUCUCUAGAGUUACAAAAUUACUUCGCCAUCUUGGAAAUCCACAUAUAAAUACAUAUAAAUCCAUCCAUAUUGCAGGGACAAAUGGUAAAGGAUCCACGGUAGCUUAUUUGUCCUCCAUAUUAACCCAAGCCAAGGUUAGAAAUGGGCGUUUUACUUCACCACAUAUGGUAUAUUAUAAUGAUUCCAUUUGCAUAAAUAAUGAAGUUUAUCCACUUGCAAAAUUUAAGAGUAUCAGUGAUUACGUUCAGAAAGAGAAUACAUCUUUACGAUUAGGUUGUACUGAAUUCGAGCUUUUAACGGUUACUGCGUUCAAAAUUUUUGAACUAGAAAGGGUUGAGUUGGCAAUAAUAGAAGUUGGUCUUGGGGGGAGACUUGAUGCUACAAAUGUGUUGGAAUCUUUUAUUGAUGAUAGAACGACCGGCCAUAAAGGUGGUGUUAUAGCUACUGGAAUAACAAAGAUAGGUAUAGAUCACGAAGCAUUAUUAGGUGAUACGUUAGCCGCAAUAGCGUAUGAAAAGGCUGGUAUUAUGAAGAAGUCUGUUUCGUGCGUUGUUGAUAGACAAAAUGAUCAAGAAGCCUUGGAUGUGUUAAAAAAAGUCGCAAAAGAUACCAUGUCAGAUUUGUACAUAGUGGACGGUAUAAGUGAAGCAGAAACGUAUCCGACGGACAAGCUGUGUUGUUCUGACGACGUUAAAUCCCUUGUGGAAUACUCCCCCCUCAAGGGUGACUACCAAUUGCAAAAUUUGAGUAUAGCAUUAAAAAUACUAGAUGUUAUUAAGCUCCAAAAUCAUUCGUCAUUGAAUGAUGAAAACGGAGAAUCAAAGCUAACUACAGACUCUAUCAAACUUGGAAUCAAGAAAACAGUAUGGCCUGGUAGGUUACAAUCCAUAAAUAUCCCAAAAUCAGGGUUGCGUCUUCUUCUAGACGGUGCACAUAAUGAAAGUGCAGCUAUAGAGCUUGCAAAAUACAUUGAACGUAUCAGAAAUGAUGGAAGCGGAAUUAUAUUUGUGAUUGCAUUAACUAAGGGCAAAUCGAUUGAUAACCUUUUGAAGCACGUUAUUCAUAAAAAUGAUACGAUUAUACCUACAGUCUUCUCUAUCCCUGACCAAAUGCCUUGGGUUUCAAGCUACUCGUGUGAGGAUGUGCAGAAAGUAGCUAAAAACUAUGUUGAAGACGUAAGAAAUAUAAGUGCUUCUGGCCAAAGCAUUGAACAGGUGCUAGAUUAUGUAAAUGAGCUCAAAUUAUCGGGUGAUAAUAGAAAUGUAGUAGUAUGUGGGAGCUUGUAUUUGUGUGCUGAUAUCUUAAGAUACGUGGAUACAGUUUCUAAAUAG